CUAUUUGGCUCUUUCAUUCACCUUAAUUUCUCCUCUCUUUCGUGGUAGCAUUAUUAAACUUUGUCAAUUUCCAAUUCCAUUUAUAUAUAUUAGUUCGAUUCAUAGUUUGCAACGUUAAUUUCAUCUUCACUCGAUCAUUAUUGUCAAAACCAUGGGAAACUGUUUGGCAAAUUCAGGUGAUGGCAAGAAGACUCAGAAAAAGACUACUUCUACCUAUAAACAACGGAACAAUACUUAUUCUGCAGAUUAUGAGAGAAGUGUUGGCGCCAAAAUCGCGGUAGCGGAGAAGGAAAAUGGAGAGAGCCUGAGAACUACAGUAGCUGGUGGUGGAAAAAUUGUGAAGCCGAAUCUAAAAAUGUUCACAUUGGAUGAGUUGAAAAGUGCGACAAGAAACUUCAGACCAGACACAAUACUUGGUGAGGGUGGUUUUGGUCGUGUUUUCAAAGGAUGGAUUGACAAAAACACUUUCAGACCAUCCAAAGUUGGUGUUGGAAUUCCUGUUGCUGUCAAAAAGUCUAGCGCCGAUAGUCUCCAAGGUUUACAAGAAUGGCAGAGUGAAGUGGACUUUUUGGGGAAGUUCUCUCAUCCGAAUCUUGUUAAACUACUUGGCUACUGUUGGGAGGAAAAUCAAUUCCUGCUGGUUUACGAGUACAUGCAAAAGGGCAGCUUGGAAAGCCACCUCUUCAGAAGCCCUGAACCACUGUCUUGGGAAAUAAGGUUGAAGAUAGCCAUAGGAGCUGCUAGAGGUUUGGGUUUCUUACACACUUCAGAAAAAUCAGUUAUAUAUAGAGACUUCAAGUCUUCAAACAUUUUGCUUGAUGGGGAUUUCAAUGCAAAGUUGUCUGACUUUGGAUUGGCAAAGCUUGGACCUGUCAACGGUAGAUCACAUGUAACCACACGGAUCAUGGGUACCUAUGGUUAUGCAGCACCUGAAUACAUGGCUACAGGUCAUCUCUAUGUAAAAAGCGAUGUAUAUGGAUUUGGUGUUGUUCUUCUAGAAAUAUUAACAGGUUUAAUAGCAUUGGACCAAAAUAGGCCAACGAAUGAGAUGAAUUUGGUGGAUUUUACAAGGGGGUCUCUAAGUGACAAAAAGAAACUAAAAAAGAUAAUGGAUCCAGGGUUGGAAGAGCAAUAUUCAUCAACAGCAGCAUUUCUAAUAGCUCAACUCAUACUCAAAUGUUUAGAAUCUGACCCAAAAAAUAGACCAUCUAUGGAACAAGUCUUGGAAACUCUAGAAAAGGCUCAAUCCAUUAAAUAUAAACCCAAAGUGAAAAAAUCCAGAAAUUCUGUGCAUCAAAAAAAUAAGAGACCAAGGGAUCAUUCUACCAAUAAUCAUCACAAUAAUGGUCACUCCAAAUCACAAACUCAUUCCACUCAAUAGCACUCCACUAUUGUAUACUCUCUGCACAUAUGUAAUUUUUAUUUUAUUAGUUGUAUGUAUACUUUCUGAGAAUGAACGUUCUAAUUAGUGUAAUUUGUCAUAUUUUAUGCAAAUUAAUAAAUUUAUAUUUGAUCCAUUUCAUUAA
Medicago truncatula (barrel medic) is the source of this 1526-nucleotide messenger RNA. Its product is annotated as probable serine/threonine-protein kinase PIX13. Gene Ontology annotation, molecular function: ATP binding; protein kinase activity. Lineage: Eukaryota; Viridiplantae; Streptophyta; Magnoliopsida; Fabales; Fabaceae. The coding region runs from base 152 to 1381 and encodes 409 amino acids. The transcript has 6 exons. Gene Ontology annotation, biological process: protein phosphorylation. The record is from RefSeq and is a predicted model, not a curated record.